CGUCAAGGCCCCUGCACUCAAGCCUCCCAAAGGUCAGGGGUUGGUCCAGCCUGCACUCGGAAACCCUAACGGCUCGCGCGCAUCCGUACCUGGAGUUUAUCGGUCGCCUAUCCACUAGCCAGUGUCCCAGACACCUCCCAAAUCCCCACUACGCCGCAGUUGCUACAUCACUCUUGUGCACUGUUCAGGAGUCUGGCUCGACACAAGGGACUCUAUCUCAAACACAGGAGCAACAUCCUGGGCCGUGCCCAGCAAGCCAGUCCUUUUUCUUCUGGCUACCCGGCCUUCAACCUCGUUCUCCAGUAUACUCAAAAGAGCUCAGACCUCUUCUGUCAUCAGUCUUGCUGGUCAAGACCUUUGUUCUUACAGGUCUGCGCUCAACUAAUACCAACCACCUAAGGUUGUCAAAUACCUGUCGGAGGAUCCUGUCAAUUCACUUCAAAAGUCCUUCACUCUGAUAGCCCAGACAUUUCGAUAAGGGCUUUCAUCGAGUCCUUAUACUCCUGACUUGUCGCAUAUCAGUCUCUCUCUUCGACCUUUCUUCCAUCUCACCUGGACUUGAAGGGACACUGAAGUCGACAUCAAACCGACUGGACCAUUAGCAUACAGCAUGGCCUCCCAUCAUACCACAGCCCAGAAUCGGGCAGCAUUGGAAGAAUUCGUCCGACAGCCAGUCCGCUCGUACAUGGUCCAGCACUUGGCCAAGCAAGCCUCAGAAGUAAUUCGAUGUGAUCCUGAACCUUCACCAGCAGGCGCCCUUCCAACUCCUCCUUCGACCCCUCCUCAUCAUGCUUCUCCAGAGCUGGCCCAGCCACCGCUACCGACCCUUGAACAGUUCAUCAGCUCGCUGGUCCACAAGUCGUCCGUGCAAGUCCCAACCCUGAUGACCUCUCUGGUCUACCUCGCCCGCCUUCGAUCGAGGCUGCCACCCGUCGCGAAAGGCAUGCGAUGCACCGUCCACCGCAUCUUCCUGGCCUCUUUGAUUCUCGCAGCCAAGAACUUGAACGACUCUAGUCCAAAGAACAAGCACUGGGCGAGAUAUACUUCGGUGAAGGGAUUCGAGGGCUUUGGGUUUGGACUGGCAGAGGUAAACUUGAUGGAAAGACAAAUGCUAUAUCUCCUGGACUUCGACACGAACGUGAAGGAGCAGGAUCUUUUCGACCACUUCGAGCCGUUCCUUGCUCCUAUUCGGUUCCAACUCGAACUCCAACAAGAAGAAGCAGAGCUCGUCAGCUCUCACAGACACUGGCACUCUCACCAGCCUUCAUACGACUCCAACAUGUCCCUGCCACCUCCGCCGCGUAAGGAGCACAUUCUCCCCAGCAUGGCGACCCCGCCACCCAGAGCUGUUGGUGUGUACGAUUCUCCAGCAUCUUACAUGGAAGAGGAGGCUGCCAGUGGCAGAUACUCACGUCACAGAGCCAACAACAGCUCUCUGUCGUUACCUGCUCCAAGUCACCGACGCUGGCCUUCACCUUUCCGUCAUCACGUUCACGGCCGUUCUGUGUCUCCUCCUUCAAUCCGAGACCUUCCACCGCUUGUGCCUUCAAGCAGACCCGGAACCAUGCACAGCCAUUCCAGUUCGCGAUCCUCAUCUAUGGCACCCUCAUUGCGGUCUCGAUCCUCGUCCAUCGCACCCACCACGCGAGGCACUCCUUAUACCUGCUCAACCACCAUUGAAGACAGCGUCGUGGUUGUCGAUCUGACAGAAAGCCCAGACGCCUCGUACCACAGUGGAUAUGGUAAGGCCUUCGCCACGUCCCGACCUGGUCUCAAAGGCCACCAGACCAGCUUCCAAGGCGAGAGUCUGCAGCCGACAAAGAAAGUCAAGGCCGAUUCUACUGUGGGUGGCGUUAUUGGCAGAAUCUUCAGCUCCGCCACAAACAACUACCGGCUCGGAAGGACGCCCAUUCAAGCAGCUUAGAAGUCUGAGCGACUGGACGUCGAAAAUGAUCACAGAGACAUACGGCCACGAUAUUCGGACCGACAUGCCACACGAACGAAGUAAACAACCCAGGAGUUGACGACUAUCCGAGCUUUGACGAAAACCUGCCCUGCCCAAGAUCAGGGCAGUACUCCCACAGACACUCAUUGCGAUUUCUCAUUGCAUUUAAUGUACUCUUAUGCAUGGCGACGGCGUUAUAUUCUCGGAGACAGACUUGGCUACUUCCAAAGCCCUUGGAUCGUCGACCUUUUGCGGGACAGGAUGUUUCUUAUAAAACAAGAAACGUGGAAGGGCCUGUUGACUUUUCUUCCCAAUUUCAUACGUGUACAAAUAGAUUUAUCAAGCCUGCUAGCUCGAGUUAGAUGGCGAUGACACCAAGAUUGGACUGGAUUCAACGGGUCAUGAGCGCACUAUGCUGCGAGUGCUGGUGAUUGGAGAGAAGAGGGUCCAAGUGACAAGAUGCUAUGAUCAUGAUCAGAGAGAGAGAGGAUCAAUACCCACUAGGAGUAGUUAGAAAGUGGAUGAAAUAUCGCAUAGCAUAGCACGAGAAGAUGAUCUCAGAAACAUGAGAUCUAGCGAAAAUGAAUGAGAGAAUUGAUGACCCUCCAAAC
This is a messenger RNA of Exophiala xenobiotica, 2556 nucleotides long. RefSeq lists its product as uncharacterized. The record is from RefSeq and is a predicted model, not a curated record. Gene Ontology annotation, molecular function: protein kinase binding; cyclin-dependent protein serine/threonine kinase regulator activity. The transcript has a single exon. Lineage: Eukaryota; Fungi; Ascomycota; Eurotiomycetes; Chaetothyriales; Herpotrichiellaceae. The coding region runs from base 611 to 1924 and encodes 437 amino acids. Gene Ontology annotation, cellular component: cyclin-dependent protein kinase holoenzyme complex; nucleus. Gene Ontology annotation, biological process: regulation of cyclin-dependent protein serine/threonine kinase activity.